GAUAUAAAACGUUAAAGCACGUAGAAGUGAAUUCAUCCAAGAGGUUAUUUUUCGUAACGGUACAAUAUGAGUUUUAAAAAGACAAAAGAGAUGAUAGAAGAAGGGGACGUUAUUAUUUUAUAUUUAGGACCUGGUAAUAUGCAUUCGUUGGAAGUGACUCCGAAAACUUUGAACAAGAAGGGUGUUAUGGUAGAAAACGUUUUUCAAACUAUCUAUGGUGCGCUCAAAGUGGUGUCCCUUAUCGGCCAAAAAUAUGGUAGCAAAGUACAAUUGUCCAGAGGAUGGGGAUACGUUUUACAACCUACUCCAGAGCUUUGGACUCUAACUGUUCCACAUAGAACACAAAUUAUUUAUAGUCCAGACAUAAGUUUAAUUAUACACUUGAUGGAACUUUCACCAGGCCAAACAAUCAUUGAGACAGGUACUGGAAGUGGUUCUCUUUCACAUGCAUUAAUUCGUGCUAUACGUCCAGCUGGUCAUCUUUAUACGUUUGAUUUUCACGAACAGCGUGUAAAUAUCGCUAGCGCAGAAUUUAAGAGGCAUGGUCUUGAUGAUUUCGUUACUGUAGAAUGUAGAGACGUUUGUGCUGAAGGGUUUGGAGAAACAGUGGAAAACAAAAUAGAUGCGAUAUUUUUAGAUUUACCACAUCCGUGGUUAGUGGUAAAGCAUGCGAUAAAUGCGUUAAAGAUAACAGGAGGGAAGUUGUGUUCGUUUUCACCAUGUAUCGAACAAGUUCAAAGAACUUGUGCGGAACUUGCAUUAGAAGGUUUUAUUGAAAUAAGUACCUAUGAAUGUUUGCAAAGAGAAUUAACUGUACAGUAUAAGAAUUUACCUGUUUUAAAUUUAGAUUGUUUAAAAUAUAAGCAAGAGUAUGAAAAAAUGAAACAAGCAAAUGUAAAAGAGAAACAAGAACAAGAGAAAUUUUUGACCGUAACUCAUGCUCAUUCGUUGCCUGGUCAUACAGGUUUCAUUACAAUUGCAACAUUAUCACCAAUACAUGCAAGAUCGCUUAAAGAAGAAGAAGACAAAUUUUAAUGCAAGAAAUAAAAUUAUAAAAUGUUAAAUAUAGACAAUUUGAUAACUUAACUUUAUUGUUAUUGUGCAUAAUAAAUACUACUUUGUAUUCUUCUAGUCAAAAAAACUUUUUAUUAUGACAUAGAAAGUUAUGCAUCAAAGAAAUUAAGUAAAAGAAGAAUACUAUAAAUUGACAAAUUUACUUUGUGUGAUUCAUAAUUUACUCCAUUCAUAGUUUACUAAAUUUUAUACAUUCUUUUUUAUUGUACUUGUCACAGAACACAGCAAAUUUACAAUUUGUACAUUUAUAAAAUUUACGAUAUAUCCAAUUAUUAGUUCGAAUUCCUGUUAAGUUGCAGAUCAAAAAUUUGUUGAUCAACUACAAAAUAAUUACACUUGUAUACAUACGUAAGGCAAUAAAUAAAGAGAAGCAUAAGAAAUAAACUUUUUAUUUGAUUGCCUAUUUUUUCUUUCUUUCUUUUUUUUUUUUUUUUUUUUAUACAUGUACAAAUUCUUGUUUGAAGACAAGCAAUAAUGACCGCGAGAAAAAAGAUAUGUUUUUUCUUUGCGCUGUGAAAUACCUAUGAAGUUCUAUUUAACGGUGGGAAA
Messenger RNA from Vespula pensylvanica (western yellowjacket), 1623 nucleotides. It is a transcript of the gene Trmt61, whose product is annotated as tRNA (adenine(58)-N(1))-methyltransferase catalytic subunit TRMT61A. The record is from RefSeq and is a predicted model, not a curated record. NCBI's taxonomy places the organism in Eukaryota, Metazoa, Arthropoda, Insecta, Hymenoptera, Vespidae. Gene Ontology annotation, cellular component: nucleus; tRNA (m1A) methyltransferase complex. The transcript is spliced from 4 exons. Bases 67 to 1035 code for a protein of 322 amino acids. Gene Ontology annotation, biological process: tRNA methylation.